This is a messenger RNA of Medicago truncatula (barrel medic), 943 nucleotides long. RefSeq names its product jacalin-related lectin 19. The transcript has 4 exons. The coding region runs from base 131 to 721 and encodes 196 amino acids. NCBI's taxonomy places the organism in Eukaryota, Viridiplantae, Streptophyta, Magnoliopsida, Fabales, Fabaceae. Gene Ontology annotation, molecular function: carbohydrate binding. The record is from RefSeq and is a predicted model, not a curated record.
ACCAAUUUGGUUCUUUAUAUUAAACAUCUCACUCCAAUACAAAUAAUAUUUGCGUUUUCAUAACAAACUGUACUUGCUUCUUCCGAUUUUUGGGAUUCAUACCUUUACUUGUCAAUAGUCCUUAAUCCUUAUGAGUAAAAGCAUGUCUACCAAGACAAGAAGUGCUGAGCAGGAUGUGGAAGGAACAAGGAAGAAGAAGAGUGUAAUAGUUGGACCAUGGGGAGGUAAUGGUGGGACUAGUUGGGAUGAUGGAACCUUUACAGGGAUAAGAGAAAUCACACUAGUUUAUGAUCGUUGCAUUGACUCAAUCCGUGUGGUUUAUGAUAAGAAUGGUAAACCUUUCACAGCUGAUAAACAUGGAGGAGUUGGAGGCAACAAAACAGCUGAGAUUAAGCUACAAUACCCAAAUGAGUAUCUAAUAAGUGUGAGUGGCCACUAUUAUCCGGUUGUUCGUGGUGGCACCCCGGUUAUUCGGUCAUUGACAUUCAAGAGCAACCAGAGAACCUUUGGACCAUAUGGAGUUGAAGAAGGGACACCAUUCACUUUCUCAAUAGAUGGAGGCCAGGUUGUGGGUUUUAAGGGACGAGGUGAUUGGUAUUUGGACUCAAUUGCCUUCACUUUGUCAAGUGCACCCACAAAAUCUCUGCUUCAGAAGGUGCAGAGAGGCUUGUAUAGGCUCACAAGCAUUGCUCCAAAAUCUUCUUCCACUAGGGCUGCUUAGAAGACUAUAUAUGGGAAUUUAAGCCUCUUGCCUCAGUCUUGAGUAAUUUGGUUCAUGCUAUAUUGUUUGCCUUUUUUACUUUUGUUGCUUAUAUUUCUUUGAAGCUUAUGAUACUAUGAAAAUCAUUUGUGAAACUUACUUAAAGAUGCGUGUAAUGUUUUAAUGGCGGUGAACCCAGUACACUUUGAACACCUUAACGUAUAUAUAUCCAUAUUAGCGAGA